Nylanderia fulva is the source of this 2139-nucleotide messenger RNA. RefSeq names its product casein kinase II subunit alpha (gene CkIIalpha). NCBI's taxonomy places the organism in Eukaryota, Metazoa, Arthropoda, Insecta, Hymenoptera, Formicidae. The record is from RefSeq and is a predicted model, not a curated record. Gene Ontology annotation, biological process: peptidyl-serine phosphorylation; peptidyl-threonine phosphorylation; regulation of cell cycle. Gene Ontology annotation, molecular function: ATP binding; protein serine/threonine kinase activity. Gene Ontology annotation, cellular component: protein kinase CK2 complex; cytosol; nucleus.
AAUCCGUAGUUUCACGCGUUUGCGCGGCCUCAGCUACUCCGAGACUAAGAUUCGUGCAUUCGCAACGAAUUGAAGAAUCCAUCGUAUUUAAUCCGAUCAAGAUUCGGGCUCGGAAUGCUCUAGGUUUAUUACUGUUCUCACAUGUACGUAGUUGGGUGAGCAGAGGAAACAAAGUCAUUAAUAGCUGUAAGUUUGGAUCAGACAGUCGAGACAGUAUAUCAAUCAACAAGACGCUUAUCGAUAAUAAUACUUCUGAGAGAAUGGCUUUACCUAGUAGAGCGCGAGUCUAUGCCGAUGUAAAUUCACAUAAACCAAGAGAAUACUGGGAUUAUGAAUCUUAUGUUGUCGAUUGGGGACAACAAGAUGAUUACCAAUUAGUAAGAAAAUUAGGCAGGGGUAAAUAUAGCGAAGUAUUUGAGGCCAUAAAUGUUACAAACAAUGAAAAAUGUGUCGUAAAAAUAUUGAAGCCUGUAAAAAAGAAGAAAAUAAAAAGGGAAAUAAAAAUUUUAGAAAAUCUUAAAGGUGGGACCAACAUAAUUACACUCCAAGCAGUUGUCAAAGAUCCAGUUUCAAGGACACCAGCAUUGAUUUUUGAACAUGUCAACAACACUGAUUUCAAGCAAUUAUACCAGACGCUAACUGACUACGACAUAAGAUACUACCUCUACGAAUUAUUAAAAGCGCUAGAUUAUUGUCACAGUAUGGGAAUUAUGCACAGGGAUGUGAAACCGCACAAUGUUAUGAUAGACCAUGAAAAUCGAAAAUUACGAUUAAUCGACUGGGGAUUAGCAGAAUUUUAUCAUCCUGGUCAAGAAUACAAUGUACGAGUAGCAUCCCGUUAUUUCAAAGGUCCGGAACUACUUGUAGAUUAUCAAAUGUACGACUAUUCAUUAGAUAUGUGGUCGUUGGGUUGUAUGCUCGCAAGUAUGAUAUUUAGGAAAGAACCGUUCUUUCAUGGACAUGAUAACUAUGACCAAUUAGUUCGAAUUGCAAAAGUUCUUGGGACUGAGGAAUUAUUUGAAUAUCUUGACAAGUAUCACAUUGAAUUAGAUCCUCGUUUCAACGACAUCCUAGGUCGACAUUCGCGUAAACGUUGGGAACGUUUUGUACAUUCGGAAAAUCAACAUCUAGUAUCGCCCGAAAGCUUGGAUUUUCUUGAUAAACUCUUACGCUAUGACCAUUAUGAGAGAUUAACUGCGCGCGAAGCAAUGGAACAUCCUUAUUUUUAUCCCAUAGUAAAAGAACAAGGUCGAUUGACCAUGGUGUCAUCAUCACCUACUCCCAUGACAGGCUCAGUGCCUGUAGGUGAGUAGCGGCCCAGAUCAUCGUGGCGUAACAAUGACCACUGUAUCGAUUCAUGGGACAAACGGAUUGGAAAGCAUGGAAGAAAUUGGAAGCGGGUGUUUGACCCUUUCAGAAGAACUGCCUCAAGUAAUCUUAUAAGUUCAGCAAUUCUGAAUUUCAACAACCCGAUUUUCAAUCUACCACAAAAUAUUGCAAUGCAGCAGCAGAUAUUUCGUAUUGCCAAGUAUAUUCUUCUCCAUACGAAAAUCAUUCUGAUUUGUAACGACAACGGCUUGAUCGAUGAUCCCAUCGUUAAGACUGAAGUAUCUAAUUUCGCUUUCUCUCUUUCAAAAAUAUAUAAUCACUCAAAAUUUGCGAUGUACUUAGUGUAUCACGGGAGAUUAGGAUUCUGGCACAAACUCUAUCACACGAGAAUACAUGCUCCGUCCAUAUUGGCCGGUGUGCAUGCGAUAUCAAAAACAGCGAGUCGCUCAUUUCCGUUUUACGAUUCGCGAUGCGUCCCAUUACUAUAUAUACUAUUUUUUCUGAUGUUGCUAUUAUUAUCAUAUUUUUGGCAGAAUUAUAAAUGCAUAAAGAUGCAGCUAGAUUCACUCUCAUUUGAUGAAAGAUGAUUACAUCGUGAUUACACGAUACGUGCAGUGGUGGAGAUUUUAAGCGAGCCAGCCACUCAUUUGCAUUCACAUACAUUCAUGUACACAGACACGCAAAUGAACAUAUACACAGUCAUACUUAUACCUUAGGCCAUUCGGUUUAGUACUUUUAACAAUGAUAAAAAAAUGUUCGUUUAUAUCUGAUACCACAAUAGUUGAAUAAAAUGUUUGUUAUAGCCAAGUA